AUGUGGCGACGGGCAGUGAAGACCACCGCCGUAGGCAUUCCGGCCGCUGCCGUUUGCGGCAGCCUGUGGUACCGCGAGACCCACCGUCCAGUUCUGCCACCACACCGUUUGCGCGAUUUGAGCGAAUCCACUAUAGUGAUGACUGGUGCGACCUCUGGGAUUGGAAAGGCGGCAGCGGCGAAGUUUUUGUCACUUGGUGCUACUGUUGUCUGCGGCUGUCGGGAUUUGAAUCGUGGUGCUGCUGUGAAGAAUGAACUCCUCGAUGGGUCGAAGGGGGUCUCCGUGGGGCAGGUGGAGUUUUUGCCGCUCGACCUCUCUGACAUGGAGAGUGUGAAGCAGUUCGCUCACGAAUGCCAGCGGCGACAUUCGAACAGCAUCGUGGUCAUCGUGUCGGCCGCCGCUGAAAUAAUUUAUGAGCCUGGAGCGAAGACCCCGCAGGGCCUCGACCGGACGUUCGCAACCAAUCACCUCGGCGUUCAAGCGUUGGUUGCGGAGCUCGAGCCUGUGCUGCUUAAUGAGGCCACUGGGCGCGCACCGCACUGCAGGAGGCGCGUGGUGCUCCUCGGGAGCAGGCUGGAGACGCGCGGAUCAGUGGAUCCUGUAGUCGUGCAGUCCAGCGGGGGCGCGGAGCUCCAUCAGCAGUACGCUGCCGCGGACCCGAUGACGCGAUACGCGGACAGCAAGCGGUGCAACAUGCUGUUGGCGACGGCGCUGGCAGAGCGCUGGCGAGAUCGAGCGGUGGAUGUGUUGUCCGUAUCCCCUGGGAUGGUGCACACUUCUUUGUGGCGACACUUCCCGAAAUGGUACCAGGCCCUCACGUUCCCGAUACGGGCGAUCGCGCUGCGCUCGGCCGAAGAGGCGGCGGAGGGUGUGGUCUUUGCGGCAGCCGCAGAGGAGGCGGGUGGCAAGAGCGGCGCUUACCUUUCAGACGGCGUGGAGAUCGAGCCCUCGCAAGGAUCGCGCGAUGCCCAUCUUGCCCGGCGACUGUAUGAGGAGUGCCGCCAGCUCAUCGAGAAAUGCACGAGAUGA
Molecule: messenger RNA, 1029 nt
Organism: Prorocentrum cordatum
Lineage: Eukaryota; Dinophyceae; Prorocentrales; Prorocentraceae
Source: the annotation of a GenBank genome assembly